AUGGGGAACGCCAACCACACAACAGAGGAAAAGACAACGCAUGCUGCUGGAACAUCCGAGACAACAGGUAACCCCACAACAGAAGAAAAGACAACGCAUUCUGCCGGGACAUCCGAGACAACAGGUAACCCCACAACAGAAGAAAAGACAACGCAUGCUGCAGGAACAUCCGAGACAACGGCAAACCCCACAACAGAAGAAAAGACGACAAAUGCUGCCGGAACAUCCGAGACAACGGGGAACCCCAACCCCACAACGGAGGAAAAGACAACGCAUGCUGCCGAUACAUCCGAGACAACGGGGAACCCCAAUCCCACAACGGAGGAAAAGACAACACAUGAUGCAAGGACAUUCGAGAAAACGGAGAAGCCUGCAACUGUUGAAUUGCGCCGAAUUUACCACACACUGCACCGUCUCGUAUCUCACUCUGCAAUAGAGGCCACAAUUAGUAAGCAUCCGUUGCAGACUGACUGUCAGCAGGCUGCGUUUUCUCUCUACACAACCACGGGGAAGUUAGUAAUGCCAUAA
Molecule: messenger RNA, 528 nt
Organism: Dibothriocephalus latus
Lineage: Eukaryota; Metazoa; Platyhelminthes; Cestoda; Diphyllobothriidea; Diphyllobothriidae
Source: the annotation of a GenBank genome assembly